AUGACUAGUCUAUUAUCAAAGUUAUCUAAUCUAUUUCUAUCAUAUAUCAUAACAGAUACUGAUGAUAAACUGCAGUGUCACAUCGAUGCCCAAACGAAUAGUCCAUUAUUACAGUUAUCUAAUCUAUUAUUAUCACAUAUCAUAUCAUAUAUUGAAGAUAAUGCAGAUAUAAUAUGUUUAUUGUUAACUUGUAAACGGUUGUACAGUCAAAAUAGAAGUAGUUUAAGAAGAUCUAUUCAAUUUAAAGGUGCACCUACCGAGUUGAUCAAUGGGUACUUGUCAAAUAGGUUGAAAACAACAAUCAAUCAAUUCAAUCUAUCAUCAUUUAAAGAUAUAUUAGAGAAUAGUAUAUCUGAUCAAUGUGUCAUAGUGUCUGAUAAAAUACAAGAUAGCUAUCCUCAAUGGAUACAACAAGACAGAGUCAUUGCACCGGGUAGUAUAGUAGACUCUGAUAAAACGAGUCACAUCACAACAGCUUUGGUGCAUUAUUAUAAAGAAGAAACAUUAAAGUCUAUCUACGAGAUACCAUCAAUCGAGACACUCAUCAUUCACUUUCAAUGUGAUGAUACAAUAAUUAAUCUUGCAUCCAUUUCGCGUUUACCAAAUCUCCAAAAGUUAUCAAUUCUUUCAUACAAUUUUAAUCUUGGUACUCAUACAUCACUCAAGUCUCUAACACUGGAUGUCAGCGAUACAUACCCGUUAAGUGACUUGGGAUUAGAUAAAUUCGUAUCACUGACAGAGCUGACGUUCAAGUGUCGUUUUGUUACUGGUUUUGGACCGGGUCUGUUGCCAAGCAGUCUGACAUCACUCAAGAUCUAUCCUAGAGGAGAACUACCUCCAAGAGAUACAUUCCUUUCAUUGACAUUGCUGGAGAAACUAGAGAUCGAUGUGGGAAGGAUUACAAUGACCGUGAAAAAGGAAGAAGAACGACCAUUAAUCAAUCUCGAAAGUCUACUCAACCUCAAGACACUAAAGUUUGAUGGAUACAUCGAUCCAACAUUGGGACAUGACACACUCGUCGUGAGUGUCCCUCCAUCAAUCAAGAUACUUAAUCUUCAAUCGUCGAGUGUAAGAAUCCCACAAAGAUGUGUAGUACCAUUGUUGGAGAGAUUGUAUGUUCACGAAUCAACAUUGAUCGAUGAACAGAACAGUCUAUUAUCGUCAUCACCAUUGAUUACAAAACUAUGUAUUCAUGGAUGCUCGGAACCCAUUCCAGCCAAUUUGAUACCACCAACGAUCAAAAAACUUACAAUCUUAAAGGUACACUCUGAUAAAGAUAUAAUGGGACGAGUUGCGUUCACCUCAUUAGUCAAUCUUGCACAUCUAACCAUUUAUGGAGACUAUGAGCCUGUCAAACCUAAUCUACCACAAUCACUCGUCAAACUAAAACAGACACACAACAAAGCUGCAGUCUCUCGUACCAAUAUUCAUUUGAAAAAAAUAGUUUGGAAAACUAGAAAUCCAAACUUGGUAUUACUUUCAUCGUCAUCCUAUCCACCCAAUCUUGAAACACUCGAUCUCCUUGGGAUCUAUGGAAACUAUAAGAUUACCUCUUUACCACCAACCUUAAAAUAUCUGUCUAUGCGUUUGGCUCUACCCCCUAAUCCAUCGGUAAAAGGUUAUCUAAUCUAUUCAAUUAGUUCUCGAUUCAGACCUAAAAAACAAUCUAAACAACAACAACAAUCUAAACAACAAUCUAAAAAACAAUCUAAAAAACAAUCUAAAAAACAAUCACAACAAUCGUUGUUGUUACCAUCCAGUACAACACAUCUAACUUGUGCAUUUUGGAAUGAAUCAAAGGUAGCAUUUAGAUUAGAUGAAAUAAUCAAUCAAACCAAUGUUAAAUAUUUAACUAUGACUACUUACAAGGGAUCAUUUCAAUUUACAAUUAAAAGAUUGGACACUGAUAAAAAGAAUGUCUUGGUAUUGGAAAAGGAUACACUUCAAGGUGGAAUAAUCACUCAAAGAAAAUCAAUCAACUCCCAACAACAACAAUAUGACCCAAUUUAUUUGUAUUUAGAGACAAACUCUUCCAACAAUCCAUAUUUAUCCAAUCUAUUACUAUUACAUAUCAUAAAAGAGAUUGACAGUAAUGUAGAUAUAAUAUGUUUAUUGUUUACUUGUAAAAAGUUAUAUCAUAAUAGUAGUAGUUUAAGAAGAUCGAUUCAGUUUAAAGAUAUAUUGGAGAAUAGUGUAUCUGAUCAAUGUGUCAUAGUGUCUGACACGUUCUUCCAUGUCGAAAAGUAUCCCAAAUGGAUACGAGACCUUAUCUCUUCAGCGAAAAGAGUUGACAAGAGUAACAUUACGACUGCUUUGGUACAUUAUUUCUAUCAACCAACAUCAACACCGACUACCAGUAUCUAUGACAUGGUAUCUCUAGAGACACUAUUCAUUCAACAUGAAAGAAACUCUCUAGAUCUUGACCUUAUCUCACAGUUACCCAAUCUUGAAAGACUUGCGGUUUCUGCAAUCGAGUUGAAUAAGCUCAGUCCUCACACAACACUAAAAUUAACAAAGUUUUCAUCUCAUAGAUAUUGUGUGACUGGGAUACGGUCGGGUUUAUUACCAAGCAGUCUGACAUCACUCUCUCUAAGACUACAAGAGAUACCACCAAUAGAUACAUUCAUUUCAUUGACAUUGUUGGUGAAAUUAAAGAUCGAUAUGGAAAAGAUUUCAAUGGUAGAGAGGAGUAUAUAUAAUAAGGAUGGUUAUAAACCAUUCAUCAAUCUUGAAAGUAUAACAACCCUAAAGACAUUCAAAUUUUGUGGGUAUGGUGACAGAAUGAAUUAUUACAAGUGUAUAGAGAUUAGUAUUCCUUCUUCAAUCAAGAUACUUUUGCUCUCAUCUGAUAUUAUACAAAUCUCAUCACAAUGUAUAAUGCCACAAUUGGAGAAAUUGUAUGUGGUACAAAAGACAUUAAUUGAUGGAAAAGUUAGUCUAGUGUCAUCAUCACAGUCUCUCAAGAAACUAGUUAUAUAUGAUUGUUUUUAUAAGAUCCCAGUCAAUAUCAUCAUUCCAUCGACUCUUGAAAGACUUACCAUAAGAAAAUUAAUAGAUUGUCAAGAUAUACUUGGACGAGUUGUAUUCCCACCAUCACUCACUCAUCUAACCGUCUUUGGAGACUAUGAACCUGUCAAACUACCAGAAUCACUCAUCAAACUAAAACAAGAAUUCAACAAACAUGCAAUGUCAUAUUCUCAUCCAAACUUGAAAAAAUUGGUUUGGAUGACAAGAAUAACUAGUCUUACUUUUAGAGGUCCAAAAAUAGUUUUACCUUGUCCCAUUAUACCAAAUAUUGAAACACUCGAUUUCGUUGAUAUCUUUUGGAGCCAUACGAUUGACUAUAUCCCACCAACCAUCAAACAUCUAUCUAUGCGAUUGGAAGUACCCCCUCAACCAUGGUUAAGAGGUUAUCCAAUCUUUUCAAUCACCUCUAGAAUCACCGUACCUCAACAACAACCAUCGCAACCAUGGUUACCAUCCAAUACAACUAAUCUAUCUUGCUUUUUGAGGGCAGAAAAUUUUAAAGUGGCAUUUAGAUUGGAUGAAAUAAUCAAUCAUACCAAUGUUAGAUAUUUAUCUAUCACUACUUUUGACCGUACAACCAAACAUUUUACAAUUCAAAGAUUGGACAGUGAUAAUAAGAAUGUAUUGGUAUUGGAAACACAGACACUUUUAGGUGGAAUAAUUACUCAACAAAGAAAAUCAAUCAACUGUCAACAACAACAACAACAAUAUGAUCCAAUUUAUUUGUAUUUUGAUACUUACAAUAACAAUCCAUUUGAAUUUAAUUGGAGAUAUGCUUGA
Molecule: messenger RNA, 3807 nt
Organism: Cavenderia fasciculata
Lineage: Eukaryota; Evosea; Eumycetozoa; Acytosteliales; Cavenderiaceae
Exons: 4
Coding region: 1-3807 (1268 amino acids)
Source: RefSeq, a predicted model, not a curated record